Lodderomyces oxycetoniae is the source of this 900-nucleotide messenger RNA. RefSeq names its product diphthine methyl ester synthase. The transcript has a single exon. The record is from RefSeq and is a predicted model, not a curated record. Gene Ontology annotation, biological process: protein histidyl modification to diphthamide. Lineage: Eukaryota; Fungi; Ascomycota; Pichiomycetes; Serinales; Debaryomycetaceae. Gene Ontology annotation, molecular function: diphthine synthase activity. The coding region runs from base 1 to 900 and encodes 299 amino acids.
AUGCUAUAUUUAGUAGGUCUUGGACUCUCUCAUGAGUCAGAUAUAACAGUACGAGGACUUGAGACGGUAAAGAAAUGUUCACGGGUUUAUCUCGAGGCAUACACGUCGAUUUUGAUGGCAGCGAACAAAGAGACUUUGGAAUCGUAUUAUGGAAGAGAAGUGAUAUUAGCAGAUAGAGAAUUGGUUGAAACAGGUAGUGACGAAAUACUACAUAAUGCUGCAGAUGAAGACGUUGCUUUCUUAGUAGUUGGUGACCCAUUUGGUGCUACGACGCAUACCGAUUUAGUUCUUAGAGCUAGGGAAUUGAAUAUACCAGUAGAAAUCAUCCAUAAUGCCCUGGUGAUGAAUGCAGUUGGCGCCUGUGGAUUGCAACUAUACCAAUUCGGACAGACUAUAUCGCUAGUAUUCUUUACCGACUCUUGGAAACCUGAUUCUUUUUAUAAUAAAAUUAUGGAAAAUCGAAAAAUUGGAUUGCAUACAUUGAUUCUUUUAGAUAUCAAAGUUAAGGAACAAAGUAUUGAAAAUAUGGCAAGAGGGAGAUUGAUUUAUGAGCCUCCUAGGUACAUGGAUAUUGCAACCGCUUGUUCGCAGUUACUUGAAAUUGAAGAAAGGAGACAAGAGCAAGCAUAUACCGAAAACACGCCCUGUGUUGCCGUGUCGAGAUUAGGUUCGCCGUCACAAAAAUUUAAAGCGGGUACCUUGAGAGAAUUGAGUGAAUAUGAUUCCGGUGAACCACUACACACAUUAGUCAUGUUAGGUAGACAAGUGCAUGAUCUUGAGUUGGAGUACUUGUAUCAAUUCGUUGAUGACAAGGAGAAAUUUAAAAAGUUUGUGGAAGAAGAUCAAAAGCAUUUUGCACCUCCAGUAUACGUACCGCCAGAAGAGAACUUAAGCGAUUGA